AUGGGAAAACCGAAUAUUAGACUUGUUGCAGGCAUAGUGUGGCUGCUGUUAAUAAUAGCGGCAGUUACAGCAGAGACUGAUGCUGAACGGAAUGCCGGCGUGUUUGCCCGGAAUUCAGCAUUGAAGAAGGGAAGCUCUGGCAGUGAACAGCCUGUUUAUGCCACCCGGUUCAAAGGUGUCACCUGGGAUGUUGCCAACUGGAGGUUGACGACCACCGAGCUUGACCAGGGCCACUAUCAGUCUCGAGGAUCUAUUGCAAACGGAUACCUGGGCAUCAAUGUUGCUGCUGUCGGGCCGUUCUUUGAACUGGACGUCCCCGUGUCUGGAGAUGUGAUCAAUGGAUGGCCCGUGUUUUCUCGCAGACAGACUUUUGCUACAAUUUCUGAUUUCUACAGCUUCCAACAGAGCAUCAACGCAACAAAUUUCCCGUGGCUGAACAAAUAUGGAGGCGACCUUAUCAGUGGUGUUCCGCACUGGUCGGGGUUAAUCUUGGAUCUUGGUGACGGCAACUUUCUCGAUGCCACUGUCCAGAAUUCAACCAUCUCAAACUUCACCUCCACCCUUGACAUGAAGGGUGGAAUACUCACCUGGCAGUAUACCUGGAGCCCAGAAAAGCACAAUGGAACGUAUGACAUCUUCUACCAGCUGGUAGCUCAUAAACUACAUGUCAACCAAGCACUCGUGCGCAUGGAAAUUACUCCAUCCAAAGACGGAAAUGUGAGUGUGGUGAACGUUAUCGAUGGAUACUCCGCAGUCCGAACCGAUUUUAAGGGCUCAGGCCAAGAUGGAGGUGCUAUCUAUACCUCUGUGAAUCCUGAGGGUAUCAGCAAUGUCACUGCAUUUAUCUAUGCUGAAAUGUCCGGUACCGAAGGCGUGAACUUGUCGUCAUCAUCGCUCGUUAACGAUAAGCCAUAUCUUCAUACGAACGGGUCUACCAUUGCCCAAAGUGUGAAUGUUAAGCUGCGUGCAGGUCAGACUACAAAGAUAGACAAGUUUGUUGGCGCUGCGACCACGGACCAGUUCAAAAACCCUAGACAGGCCGCGAAAGAUGCGUCGGCAAGGGCACUGCGGACAGGCUACGAAGAGAGCCUAAAGACCCAUAUUGCUGAAUGGACUACCGUAUUCCCCAGUGACUCUACAGAGGACUAUACAAUUCCCGGGAAGAAAUGGCUGCCACUAGACCACCAUAUUAUCGAGGCAUCAAUUGUAUCCGUGGUGAAUCCUUACUACCUGCUGCAAUCAACUGCCAGCCACAAUGCUCUGACCGCAGUGAAGAACGCGCCUCUUAACCGCGGCAGUAUCGCGGUUGGCGGACUGACUUCUGAUUCAUAUGGCGGAUUGAUAUUCUGGGAUGCGGAUAUAUGGAUGCAGCCGGGCCUUGUGGUAGCGUUCCCUGAAGCGUCGCAGAUAUUCUCCAAUUACCGAGUGGACAAGUACGGGCAGGCACUGAGAAAUGCUCAGACCCAAGACCUCUCCUCCAAAAAAAAAACUUAUUUCUCGCCGGACGCUGCUGUAUACCCCUGGACGAGUGGCAGAUUUGGCAAAUGCACAGCUACGGGUCCUUGCUUUGACUACCAGUAUCAUUUGAAUGGUGACAUCGGGAUGCAGAUUGUCAACAACUGGGUUACAACUGGCGAUACAGAAUACUUCAAGUCGAAACUCUUCCCAGUGUACAACUCUAUUGCUACUUUCUUUUCGCAGUUGGUAGAGAAGAACGGGACGCAAUGGACAGUAACCAACAUGACGGACCCGGAUGAAUUUGCCAAUUUGGUUGACGGUGGCGGCUACACAAUGCCUCUAAUUGCAACCACCUUGAAGUAUGCCAACCAGUUCCGGGAAAUGUUUGGUCUCGGGGCGAACCAGACCUGGAGUGAGAUAGCACAAAAUGUGCAAGUAUCUAGAGACCCAGCAUCUCAAAUAACGUUGGAGUAUACAACAAUGAACGGUAGCACGCAGGUGAAGCAGGCAGAUAUCGUUCUAAACACCUUCCCAUUGCGCUAUACCGAAGACUACACGCAUGAUAACGCUCUGCGUGACCUAGACUACUAUGCGGCGAAACAAUCGCCAAACGGCCCUGCAAUGACAUACGCUAUAUUCUCCAUUGUUGCCAACGAGGUAUCUCCAUCAGGGUGCUCUGCGUAUACCUAUGGUCAAUAUUCGUUCAGCCCGUACGUCCGGGCUCCAUUCUUCCAAUUCUCCGAGCAAGUGGUCGAUGACUGGUCUAUCAACGGAGGAACACAUCCAGCAUACCCAUUCCUUACGGGCAACGGCGGAGCCAACCAGGUUGCAGUGUUUGGUUACUUGGGUCUACGCCUGGUAUCCGAUGGCAUACUACAUUUGAAUCCGAACUUGCCCCCUCAAAUCCCUCACAUACGGUAUAGAACGUUUUACUGGCACGGCUGGCCGUUUGAAGCCAGCGCAAACUACACACAGACCACCAUCCAGCGAGCAACUAACCGACGACCCCUUGCAAGCGCUGAUCCGAAGUUCGCCAAUGCCCCUAUCACUGUCCAUGUAGGGCCGGAAAGCAAUAUUACAGUGUAUUCGCUACCUCCGAGCGGUCAGCUGGUUAUCCCUAACCGCCGGUCUGGCUCUAUAAACACCCUUGAAGGCAAUCUAGUCCAGUGCCAGCCAGUCUAUUCACCUAACGAGUUUGCUCCCGGCCAAUUCCCCAUCUCAGCUGUUGACGGAGCAGCGUCAACGAAGUGGCAACCUCGACGCGCGAGCUCAACCUCAUCGCUAACCGUCUCGCUGCCAGACGACGCUUCCUCUGCAUCUAUCUCUGGCUUCGCAUUCGACUGGGCCCAAGCACCUCCUAUCAGUGCAAAGGUUGUACUGCACGAUGAACCUCUGCCUCCAGUGAUGGAUGCUGAGGAUGAUGCGGGCAAUGGAUUUUCGCAUGCAACACCCCCCGGCUCAGUCACUGUGUGGGAAACGCCCGAGGUGCCGCAAUCUCAUCCUUACGACCCUAUCACGAUCGAUCUCAACAUGAUAAUGACCUACAAGGGGAACACGACCAACAUCACGCUGCCGUCGGCCGUGCCAGCUACCAAGUUUGCAACUCUCCUGAUCAGGGGCAACCAAGCUCUGGGCCCUGCGGAGGUCAAGGCCGGCAAUGGAACUGGCGCGACGGUCGCGGAGUGGUCAAUCCUGAGGUCAACCUAG
Messenger RNA from Nannizzia gypsea CBS 118893, 3165 nucleotides. RefSeq names its product acid trehalase. Gene Ontology annotation, molecular function: alpha,alpha-trehalase activity; carbohydrate binding. The record is from RefSeq and is a predicted model, not a curated record. Lineage: Eukaryota; Fungi; Ascomycota; Eurotiomycetes; Onygenales; Arthrodermataceae. Gene Ontology annotation, cellular component: fungal-type cell wall. The coding region runs from base 1 to 3165 and encodes 1054 amino acids. The transcript has 4 exons. Gene Ontology annotation, biological process: trehalose catabolic process.